AUCACACAAACAUCCAUUUUCGUCUCAGAGCGAGUUUGGUUUUCCGUUCGGUCGCGUCGCGUUCCGCGUUCAACCUUCCUUCGUCCUGUGCGUGUGUGUAGGAUUUAAUAUUUUUCUUUCCUGGUAACCAAAUUGCUCUGGGUGUACUUAUUUGUAACGUGUAUAGCUAUUGUGCUUUGGUAGGUGAAAUGGUGGGAAUGUGACAAGAAGAUAUACCAGGAGGUCAAUAUCAAAAGCACAAGGGAAUGAUAAAAUAAGUUAGAAGAUUUACUUUUGUGCAUCUCAGAAACGAAGAAAACUUGGUGAAGAAAAUUGUUUAACUGGUGAAAAUUCGCCACCCCUUUCACAACAGCAGUAGCAGCAGCGUUCCAACACACAGACACAAGAGAAGGAUUUAAGCAGCGGAAAAUGGUGCAGAAGUACGAAUCCCCAGUGAGGAUAUAUAAAUAUCCUUUUGAGCUGGUUAUGGCGGCAUACGAACGCCGCUUCCCCACGUGUCCUCAGAUGCCAAUCGUGCUGGACUGUGAGAUUAUCGAUGAUGCUGAAACAGACAACGGAGCCAAGCGGGAAACGAAACGACGGUGCAAACUGGCCGUCGAUGCACCGUAUUUGUUCAAGAAAAUCAUCGGUAUUGACGUGGCUUACUUCAUCCAAACUAACUUCCUCGAUCUGAAAACCCGCACGCUUAACAUCGAAGCCAUCAACGAGACGUUUUCGUCCAGAAUCGAAAUCUUCGAGAAGUGUCGCUACUAUGCGCACCCGGAAAAUCCAGACUGGACCUGCUUCGACCAGGUGGCCACUCUGGAUAUCAAGAACUUUUUCGGUUUCGAGCAUUCGAUGGAGAAGAUGGGCAUGAAGCAGUACUCUCAAACCACUCAAAAGGGAAAAGAAAUCAUCGAAUACUUCAUCAACGAACUUAAAAAAGAAGGCAUCUCCCAUGUCGACAGAUGGAAAGAAGACGAAACAACAGAACCCGCGGCUACCGCCACAACAACGGUGUCAAUUUCCAGCGAAAAACCGCCCCUCACACGCGAUAACAGCAUACUGGAUGCGGACUACAUUGCCACCUACUUAGGCCAGCUGUCGCCGUUGCAGGAAUCUAAAUUGGUUCAGUUCCGGAAAAAGAUCGAAGAAACCAAUCACGAAGGCAAAGUACCGGACUACCAGACACUGCUGCGGUUCCUGAGAGCACGUGACUUCAGCAUCGAGAAGGCCGCCAGCAUGUUGCAGGAAUCGUUGCAGUGGCGCGAAGAACACCGCAUCGAUGACAUUCUCGGCGAGUACAAAACCCCAGUGGUGGUGGAAAAAUAUUUCCCCGGUGGGUGGCAUCAUCACGACAAGGACGGCCGACCUUUGUACAUCUUACGGUUAGGCAACAUGGAUGUGAAGGGUUUGCUAAAAUCCGUCGGCGAGGAUGAACUGCUAAAAUUGACGUUGCACAUUUGCGAAGAAGGCUUGAAGCUUAUGAAAGAGGCGACCAAACUAUUUGGGAAACCCAUAUGGAACUGGUGUCUACUGGUUGAUCUGGAUGGACUUUCAAUGCGUCAUCUGUGGCGGCCUGGCGUGAAGGCAUUGCUACGGAUAAUCGAGACUGUAGAGAAAAAUUACCCAGAAACCAUGGGCCGAGUAUUAAUCGUGAGGGCACCACGUGUAUUCCCGGUUCUCUGGACGAUUGUUAGUGCGUUCAUAGAUGAAAAUACCCGAUCAAAAUUUCUAUUCUUCGGUGGCCCUGAUUGCUUACACAUUGAAGAUGGUUUGGAGCAUUACAUUCCCACUGAAAAGAUCCCUAGUUUCCUGGGAGGCUCCUGCAUACCAACUAUUUCAACAGUGGGGGAAGCGGUGCCAUCCAAAUUGUACACACGGUGCUUUCUGAGCGCGUGUCAUUGUACUAUGAUCCAUGAAGGUGGUCUCAUACCUAAACAUUUGUACAAAUCGGAGUCUGUAGAAGAGCAUAACGGUGUACCCCACGGACACGAACACCAUGGUUUGUACAAAUCGGUUGAUUUGAAACCGGGUCAGAUGUUCGAGCUGGUUAUCAAGAAUACCGACCCCAAAUCGGUACUGACGUGGGAUAUUGACGUGCUCAAGAAUGACAUUUUGUUUGCGCUGUACAGAACCGAUAAAGAUCUGGAACAGAGUUUCAAUGAUUCGUUUUCAUCCGUGUUCGAUAACGCUGACAUGAAAGAAGGCGUACACUACACUAGACUCGAAGAAAAGGUCAGGUGUAAACCCAAGGAAGGUGUUCAAGGUUCCCAUGAAAUGGCCACCGCUGGAACAUACGUUCUGCAGUGGAUGUGUCCGCCAUCUUGCGAUGGUCCUGCUCAAUUGAUGUAUUUUCACGAGAUUCUUAGCUCCGCCAACUAUAAAGGCUCAAUGACUAGUCUGCAGUCGGGAUUCUCCUCUAACAGCUUGCAAUCUCGAUGAUGCGAAACCUUUGAGACUGAUUUUAGCCCGCGCCACUCGGGGGGUCAUUAACAUGAGCAGCACCCAUUAUCAUUCUCUCAAACAAGCACAGAAUCUCCAUUACGAUGGUUAAAAAGCAUACCGACAACCAUUUCACAUUGGUGACACGAGCAAAGUUGCAUUUCACUUGACAAAUUACUGCAAUUUCAACGGUUGUAACAUAGAUACAAUAAGCAAACAAUCAAGUAACGAAGAAUCUUUUAACGGCAUGUUUAGAAGUGCAAAAAUCGGAUGCGCGGAAUAAGUUAUGAACACACAAAAGCGGUAGAAAUCUAGCAUCAAUUAGGGAAAGUGCAAGAAGUAAUAAUUAGAUCAAAAAUGAAUAGUACAUUCAUGUCCUCGUGACUUACACAUAAGACAAUAGCAGGCAGCAAAGUGCGGUAACCUACACGUAAAAACAAAACAACUGUUUAACAGAAGUUCACGAUCGCAGAUUCUACCUUAUGAAAAAUACAGCUGACGAAUCAUUUUAUACUACAGAACCUACUACUUUCAAAUGUCACAACUUAUUGAUGUUGCACGAAUACACUAGUUGAAGGUAAAUCAAACGAAAUUCUAUCUGGUUCUAGCAAAUCCAAAUCAUAGUAUAAUUGUGUAUACACAGAACAGUACGGAGAUUACUCUGCUCAUUUUAGAAAAGCCUAUAAACCCAGAGAUCAAUGUUAACCAGAAAUCUUUAAUAUAAGAGAUUUUUGGACACGAUUUUUUUUUGUUAGGCGAACAGUAUCAUUUAACUCUUUUUGAGUAUAAAUAUCAGAAAUAACUUAAACCCAAAUUAUUUUAACUGGUUUACAAAUCCUUCAAGUCAAACAUACUAAAAUUGUCUCUCAUUUCAACACUUCUCAUUGCUCUAUUGGCUUACAAUGGCCGCUUCCACGAAUCUCUUAUACAAAAGAUCCCUAACGAAAACCACAUACUAUCUGUACUUCAAACUCGCUGUACAUGAAACAAAAUUAGAGCUUUGAAUGUAGAAGCAACGUAGACCGCAUCCAACGUGAAAUAUGAAUCUCUAUACCUCACAUUCAUCAACUUCAUUGCCAAGCAGACCAUACUUAUGAGGCUUAUAGCGAUUACCGAUUCCCAUUUUUAAAUCUCCUGCUAUGUUUUCCUCGUUCUUUGCAGCUUAAGUCCACUUUCGUAUCUACACUACUUAUUAUCGUUACAGAUUUUUGUCAUUUGUAUUUAGUAGCAUACGUAUCACGGGUAGGUGAAUAAUAGUAAUAACAGUUAUGUAAAAUGUCAAAGUAAAUCUCUGUGAUAAAUUUAAUAAAAUACUUUUUGUUGAAAACAGAACCGCAAUGUCGAUAGAUCAGAAACAUCACAAACAGUAUACGCGCCUAUGUUCAUCAUUGCAUGUUUCCCAUCUAUAGUUACAGGUAACUUUCCCUAUUAACUUUAAGUCUCAGACUUUUGAGUUCAUCUUUUCUCAUAGGUUUAGAAAGUUUUACAAAAAAUGUACUUUUCUCUCGAGCACGUCAUACCGAUAAGUCCAGUCAAUACAGCAAACAGAUUCCAACCAAUGAAAUAUACGUAUAGACAUAAGCGAAUCAUGAAAUAAACUUCUGCAAGCAGAUCAUUCAAUGCAUGAGAAGGACAGAUUAUAUCCACAUAUAUUUUUGAAACAACUCAGAUACAAAAUACAUACAUAAUCAACAAGUAGUAGCGCAAUAGUAUUCAAACACAGACAUAAAUGCAACAUUAAGGCAAGAUUCCUGUUUUAAAGUUCAAUUCAAAUGAUAACAUUCAUCGAUACAGCUACUGAUUACUACAAAUUUCGUUGGAUCGAUUUUUUAACCUAUAAUCCGUUAUGGCUGCGGCAGUCAAUGUUCCUUCUUCUUGACAACGGAUUUUGUAUGGAAGGUUUUAUGUCGCAACUUGGCAUCUCCAUAAUGAAAAGGUUAAACUGACAAGUUCUAACAUAUUCCAAACAAAAUCCAUUACCAUGAAAAAGGAAAGUCAAUUCCCUGGUUGAAAUGACACAAAAUUAAUUACGAUGUAGGUUCAAUUUAAGCAAAAGGAAUCGUACUUUAAUAAGGAAUUGAAGGUCUUAUUAUUAUAUUGAAUUGUUCAAGCAAAAUUGCUAAAUUUGAUUAUAAUCUGGAAUAUUGAGGCAAAAGUGCAACACAAAAACGGAAAAAACUGAUCCAAGAUCAAUGAAAUUACUUAGCCAGAACGUGUGGUGUGGUAGCCGACCGGGAGGAUGUGAAUAGUAAAUGGAUUAUUAUAUUUAACUGA
Aedes aegypti (yellow fever mosquito) is the source of this 4698-nucleotide messenger RNA. It is a transcript of the gene retm, whose product is annotated as protein real-time. The transcript is spliced from 10 exons. Bases 409 to 2424 code for a protein of 671 amino acids. Gene Ontology annotation, cellular component: cytoplasm. Lineage: Eukaryota; Metazoa; Arthropoda; Insecta; Diptera; Culicidae. The record is from RefSeq and is a predicted model, not a curated record.